Molecule: messenger RNA, 213 nt
Organism: Monascus purpureus
Lineage: Eukaryota; Fungi; Ascomycota; Eurotiomycetes; Eurotiales; Aspergillaceae
Source: the annotation of a GenBank genome assembly
AUGUGGUACGCUGCUAACACCUCUGGACUAAUCCCCGACAACACCAGGAGGUUACUCGUUGCCAUUGUGUAUGACGGUGACUCCAGUGGCCGUGUAGCCGUCGAACAAGGUCUUCUUGGAUAUCGUGAACGGCAGGACUCGCACAUUCUCCUUGCCCCGGAGGAAGACCCAGCUCAAUGUCCGGAUGCCCCUGUGUGGAGUUCACCGCCUUAA